Molecule: messenger RNA, 3461 nt
Organism: Xyrauchen texanus (razorback sucker)
Lineage: Eukaryota; Metazoa; Chordata; Actinopteri; Cypriniformes; Catostomidae
Product: protein tweety homolog 1-like
Cellular component (GO): plasma membrane; smooth endoplasmic reticulum membrane
Molecular function (GO): volume-sensitive chloride channel activity; intracellularly calcium-gated chloride channel activity
Source: RefSeq, a predicted model, not a curated record
CAGUCCUGAUCAACAGGACCCUCAAGACCACAGUCUCAAUCUGUCAUUUAUGCAUUUGUAUUGCCUGCUUAAUUUCUAUCAAAUUGGAACAUCGAAGUAAAUCGUCCGAUGUUUCAAAUAUAUAUAUAUAUAUUUAUAUAUGUUCUUAAUAGCCUUAGUUGUCACCCUUUUAAAUGGACACACUUCACUGGAUAGAUUUCAUUUAGGCUACCCUGGAUGUUAUGGAUUUCAUAUUUCUGCGUACUAAAAAUGUAAUGCUUGUGGAAACGUCAUUGACAACAACAUAGUUGUGGAUUUUUUUAUUGCGAACUUUUGCUGAGAACAAUUAAUUUAGGAAGUUUUUAUUUAAUUGAAUCUGGGAAACCUCCCUUUCGCGCGACUGUGGACGAUGAGUGCGAUUACUAACGCUCUCAGUGGAUUUCAAAUCUAAGCGUGCAAAUUUAAGAGUGAACGUGACGGAUAGACGUUGGGAUUUUAAGGAGUCAUCUCUCACUUCAAGUAUUCCUCAGGGAUUCUCUUCUCUCUCUCUCUCAAAACCUGUCUCUCGUCUAUCAACGUGCACUCGCGCCCAGAGAAUAGGCGCAUUUUGGAACGCAAAAGACAGUAGAUUGAAAUUUUAACAUUUCAAAAGGAAUUCCAAUACAACAAAUCUCCUCACUCAGGAUGCACGCCGUUUUAACGGUCAGCGGACUCGGUAAUUGCAUCUAAUCGAAAACAAAAGCACACGAGAGACGUGGAAGCACGCCACACUAGGCUGCAAAUUAAGACACCCUUAGAGCUUUGUCUCUGUCUUUGAGAAAGACAGAGGUGGUUGACUGGAGUCAUGGCUGCCAUAGCAACUGUCCCCAACUACACGCCAUCGCUAUGGGUACGGUUAUGCCACGCCAUUCCUCGCCUGGACUUGACCCUGCAGACCCGAGAUAGUGUGUUUACUCCAGACAGCUGGGUGUACCAGCAGACUCUCCUGGUCCUCUCCAGCUUCUCCGCAAUUGCUCUCGUCCUCUCGUUACUUGUUGUUCUGUCCUUCCUCAUCCACUACUGCUGCUGCCAUCGUGGCGAUGGGGGCAGGGACGCAGAGGAGGAAGAGGAAGACGAUGAUGCCAGCGGUGGCCACGGAUACAGCAGCAGAAAGGGGCGCGGCAUCUGUUGUGUCACAUGGGUAUCGGUUGCUGCUGUGACAUUAUGCUGUGUUGCCAUAGGCAUUGGGUUCUAUGGCAACAGUGAGGCGAAUGAUGGGAUGUAUCAGUUGACCUCAUCCUUGCUCACUGCCAAUUACUCGCUGGCUUCCAUCGAUCUAAUGGUUUCAGACACUGUGGCCCGGCUACAGCAGUCUAUCUCAGGGCCCUUGACCUCCAUGGAGAAUGUGUUUGGAGGACAUAAGCCGGCACUUGUGCCCACACGAUCCUGCAAGCGCCUCUCAGAGCGGGUGGUGUCUCUCCUCUCCAACCUGACGCUCACUGAUGGAAUUUACAGGACAAAUGGAAGUGAAAGCAUAGUGGGAGCCCUGACCCCUGCUCCACCUUCUGUAGCCCCCACCCUUAGUCCCUCCUCUAACAGCGUUCCUGUACCCUUCUCCCCUGGCUGGGCAGCCAACACCCUCAUGGUGAAUGAAGACUAUAGGUGGCUGUCGUAUGUGCUGCUACUUUUGUUGGAUCUGGUGGUGUGUUUCUUUAUUCUGCUCGGUUUGGCCAAACAGGCCCGCUGGCUACUUAUCCUGAUGACAGUGCUGGCCUGGUUGGCUCUGUUUCUGAGUUGGGGUUCUCUCGGUCUGGAGACAGCCACUGUAGUGGCCCUGAGUGAUUUUUGCUUCGACCCAAAGUCAUUUGUCCUUAACUCCACUCACUUCAACUCUAAGACAAGCACAGAAAUCCUGGACUACUAUCUGACCUGCAACAGAAGAAUGAACAGCCCCUUUCAACAGCUACUGACCCAGUCACAGAGAGCGCUGUCCAGCAUUCACUCCCACCUUUCCACUCUGGAGAGAGACGCCCUGCCACGGUUUCCAAAGGCAGAGAAGUCACUCAGGGAGGUACAGCAGACACUCAAUGCCACUGAGGGUAACUUCCACCAGCUGGUUGCACUUCUCAACUGCCGAGGGCUGAACAAGGAUUAUGUUGACUCUCUGAAAGGUCUGUGCUUUGAUGGGAUGGAGGGGUUGCUCUAUCUUUCCCUGUAUUCCUUUCUGUCCGCUUUGGCAUUCACAGCCAUUCUUUGCUCCCUCCCUGGAGCCUGGAGGAGCUUCCACAGAGAUUCAGAGGAGUACGAAGACUCAGACAGCGAGAGCGAGGACCCCUUCACUUCUCAUCAGGCACGUAGACAGAUGGCCUCGGGCUCCCAGCAAGGGGCCUUGCCCCCCUUCUAUAGUUACCAGGGGGCCGGCUGGAUCCCCUUUUCUAGCGCGCCUCCGUUACCGACUCCAAACGUUUCCUCCAAUGGCAACCCUGGUUAUGAGAACCUGCCUUUGAGUGACAGGCAGUCCCCACCCCCCUCAUACACUCCCAGCAUGCUGACUGGCUACGGGGGCAGUCAAUCACACUCCAACCCUGCCCAUUCAAGAAACCUGUACUAGCACUAAUUAUUUUUUAUGUAUAGUAUAAAGAAAAUAUAUAUAUAUAUAUAUACUGCAAGGUUUAGUUUUCAUAUGGAUGGAUACUUUAUGGGAUGAGACUAAUUAAAAAAACUAUAGAUGUUCAAAUCUGUGUGUAACGUCAGUACCACUGAAUCUUAGAAACAUCUGGGUGUAACACAAAAUGAUUGACAGAAAAAGCCAUCCACUUCAUUUAGUUGUUUGAGCCUAUCACAUCCUCCCCUAUAGUGUCAUUGUUUACACUACUCAGUGGAAACAAAAUGGUAUUGACAUUACAGUAGUGGUCUAUUUUUAAAUGUAUAACCACUUUAUUUUAGAGGUUUUAUAUUGUUAUGUGUAGUCACAGAUAAUAGAGUGGCAAUGGCACAAUUUCUUUGUAUGAUUAUGCAGUUUUCUCUUCACCUUUCUUUUUUAUAUUUGACAGGAUCCUUUUUUAUAAGUGGCAAUUCUUUAUUACCUUGUAUACCCUCUGAUAUUAUAUGAUAUUUUAUUUAUAUGAUAUAAAUAUAUGAAUAUAUAUUCACUGUAUAAAUGUUUGAUUGUUAAUGCAUUUUGAUGAAAAACCUGUUAAACAUUGUUGAGGGCUAGUGUCCAAUUCCAAUACAAUUGCAUUUUGCCUAUUGUAAUGCAGUGGCCACAAUGUAAGCAGCAAUAAUCAUCAGGACAUCUUGCAAAAACCAUCUGUGUCUGUGUGUCAGAGGUCAUCAUGAGAUGUGCAGUAUAUACCGUAUAAUUGAAUAUUGCAUUGGUCUCUUCUCUUGGCUACCAACCUCUUGUUCAUUCUUAAAAAACGAGUUUCUAUGGUUUAAUGCUCCUUUUGAAUGGCAUCCUUUUUCACUACAGAGUCUAAUAUAAAUUAAAUAAAAAUACAGUA